Molecule: messenger RNA, 459 nt
Organism: Blepharisma stoltei
Lineage: Eukaryota; Ciliophora; Heterotrichea; Heterotrichida; Blepharismidae
Source: the annotation of a GenBank genome assembly
AUGCUGUCUCGAGCGCUCAGGCGGCUUCAAAGAGAAGCUGAAAAUAUCGAAAAUGACGAGUCUCUUGCCAAACAAAUGAAAAUCCUCAAUAAAGAUGACCAAGACAUGAUAUGGAGAGUUUCUUUCAAUGGGCCUGAACACAGCUUAUAUGAGGGAGAAGAGUUCGUACUCCAAUUUACGUUUGAGCAAAACUACCCAAUUGAAGCUCCUGAAGUUGUAUUUGUAGGUAAGCCUCCCAUUCAUGAACAUGUGUAUUCCAAUGGCUUCAUUUGCUUAUCAAUUCUUUAUACAGGAUGGAAGCCAAGCAUGACGGUAGCAAGCACAGUUCUGAGUAUUGUAUCUAUGCUUGCAAGUGCUGAGAAAAAAAAGAAACCAAAAAACGAUAAAGAGAUGAUCCGAACAACAAAAGGGGAAAGAGCAAAGGAUCAAGAAUGAAUUUUUGAGGAUGAUACCUGCUAA